AUGGAAUCAUUUCAAAAAAUGAAUCGAGGUAUACCUGCCUAUCGACAUGCUGCAUUCAUGUUAAAUCGUGAUUUAGCACUGGCUCUUCCAGGUCAAUUAGGAGCUUAUUUGAAUAAUAUACUAACAAUGGUACAAACAUCAUCAGCUGAUCCGAAUACAAGUCAUACAGCUAAAAUGGAAAUGAUUAAUGUUAUCGUUUUAUUGUUUAACACACAUCCAGCAAGUUAUUUCACAUCAACACUUGAUCUUCUAGUUCAGCUCACUGUUCAGUCGGUCAAUAAUACAUUCUAUCGAGUCGCUCUGGAAGGUUUGGAUCUACUUCAACUUUUGUGUACACAAUUGAAGAGUUUAGGUGGUGAAAAAUACGCUAUGACUUUAUUCACUCCACUUUUUAAUCAGUUACAAGCCACAGAUCGUGAUCUUGAGUUGAAAGAAAAAGCGAUUACUGUCUCUGCUGUAUUUCUUGCACAAAUUGGUGAUCUAGUCACAACAAAAAUUGAUGACUGUUUAGAUCUACUAUAUCGACGUCUAAAGAAUGAAUUAACUCGGUUAGCAGCUGUUCGUGCUAUACAAAUCAUUGCUUCAUCAUCUGUUCGAUUUGAUCUAUCGAAAUUCUUGCCUGCUUCUUCUGAUGAACUGGCCACAUUUCUGUCGAAAAAUGAUCGUACUCUACGUAUGACUACAUUACGUUGUCUAUAUACCAUCUUAUUGAAAUAUCCAAAUUGUGUUGGACAGAAUUGUUUAAUGACUAUAUUGAAUUUAAUGCCAAAGCUACUUAUUACAGAGCAUGAUUUACAGACGACACAGCUUGCUCUACAUCUUGUCUCUUUACUCUUGGAAUCUGAUGAACCAUUAGCUAGUAACAUAUCUCGAAUUGUUAUCCAGGAUCAAUUUCUUGAAGCACUUGUCACUAUAGCUCACUCACCAUUACUUCGUGGUCAAGCCUUAGAAGGAAUGCUACGACUGAUGCGUGCUUUUGGUCAAAUUCACAGAGUGGAUCAUGGAAAUCGUCAACAAUUACUGCUUUUCCUAUCACGACUACUUGGUCCUAUUGAAGGCAAUACUGGCACAUUGUUUACACCAAUUCAUCAUGCUGCAAAUCCACCGAAUCGUAUCGGUGUACACCGUGAUGCAUUGCCUAGUUUAGCACAGUGUAUUGCUGCUUUACUAGCUGAAUUACCGAUGAAUUCAUCUGAAGAGGCAAUAAACCAACAAACUGGUAUAUUGAGUAGUGUAAAUAAUGUUAUGGAUCAGCUGUUAAUAUCUGUUAAGGAUUCCGGUACAUCACCAACACAACUGUAUCUGAAUUUGUUAAUCUUAGGCGAAUUAGGCCGAAAAGUCGAUUUAAGUUCACGUAAAGAUCUUCGUGAUUUAUUGAUCUCUUGUUUAUCCUCGACACCGACUAAUUCUCCUGUCCAUCAUCAACAUCGUCAGCAUCAUCAUCAACCAAUGACACCUACAGGUUUAUCAGACACUUCUGUUGUCACAUCGAAUGGAUUUAUGGUGACUGAAGAAGUAAAACCAGCUGCUGCGCUCAGUCUUGGCAGAUUAGUUGUUGGCCAGCCACAAAUUCUUUUACCACCAUUGGUUGAGAGUAUUUCACAGGCUGUUUCACAGCAUAUUCAAUCGACUAAUGCUCCAACGUCAGUUGUCAACAGUAAUGGGGGUGGUGGUGGUGCUGGUGGUGUUAAGAGUAAUAUUAGUCAACAUCAGUUAUAUUAUUUAAUACAAGCUCUUAGAGAGGUUCUUGUAAAUCUUGCUGGUUUGGAUCCUAGUCAUUCAUUGAAAAAUCAUUUAAAUUCAAUGUGGUCUCUGUUACUAGCCUGUGCUAGUCUAUCUGAAGAAGGUACACGUAAUCUUGUUUCAGAAUGUCUUGGUCGACUGACUCUAGUUGAUCCUCAACAGCUGGUUGAUCGUUUACGCCAACAGCUUAACUCACCUGAAGCCUCUUCAUCGGUGUUAAUGCGUUCAACACUGGUAACUGCUGUCAAAUUUAUAUUGAUUGUAACCGAUUUGGAUUCGGCUUCAUCAUCAGCAUCAUCGUCGUCGUCAUCUAUAACACGAUAUGCCAGUGGUGGACGUAGUCGAUGUGAUAUCUCAGAUGUUCCAUACUUUUUAUUAAAUCCAUCUUCACAAGAUUCCAGCGCAUCAUCUUCUGUAAUCAAUGAUGUUGAAUCCGCGCUGAAAGCUGGUAAUCCACCUGCACUGAUUGAUUUCCUUGGUCGUCUUGCUGAUCCGGAGUUAUCUGUUAGGCGUGCAGCACUUGUCGCCUUGAAUACAGUUGCGCAUCAUAGACCUGGUCUUGUUCGUCCUUUGUUGAAUGUACCUAUCCAGUUGCCGGGUACUUCACAGACAUCCACUCUACUAGAUAUGUUAUGCACUGAAACAGUUGUUCGCAAGGAAUUAAUUCGUGAAGUUGAAAUGGGUCCAUUUAAACAUCAUGAAGAUGAUGGUUUAGAUUUAAGAAAGUGUGCAUUUGAGUGUAUGUCCACUCUACUGGAGACAUGUUUAGACAAGUUGGUCAUUUCAAACUUUUUAGAAUCCUUAAUUGAUGGUCUACGAGACCAUACAGAUAUCAAGUUGUUAUCCUAUCAAAUACUACAACGUAUAUCAAUUAUACAACCUUUGGAAAUUUCAGCGAAAAUGGAAAUCUUAUCAGUCCCGUUAAAAGCUGUUCUCUUAUCGAAACCAAAAGAUGAUUGGGUGAAACAAGAAAUGGAGAAAAUGCAAGAAUUAAACAGAAGUGCAAUUGGAUUAAUUGUCAGUUUAAGAAAUAUUGAUGAUAUUGAUAAAAAUCGAUAUUAUAUGGAAUUAUUGCGUAUUAUUGAUUCAGAUGCUAAUCUAAAGAAUACUUAUAUGCAUAUUUCAUCGACGGAGAAUUUCAGUGCCAAUAGUACUAGUGGUGGUGGUGGCGGUGGAGGGACAUCGGGUAUAGCCGGAGGAAUUGGAAACUCUCCUGCACGUCGCGUUGGCAGCGGCGGCGGUGGUGGAUAUCCUGGAAGUUAUUCAUCUGUUCGUUAA
Messenger RNA from Trichobilharzia regenti, 3021 nucleotides. The record is from the annotation of a GenBank genome assembly. Lineage: Eukaryota; Metazoa; Platyhelminthes; Trematoda; Strigeidida; Schistosomatidae.